AUGGUAGUUGCAAAGCGAGAAAAAGUUAAGAAUAAUAAGAAAUCCAAUGCCAAAUGCCAUCGCCUUGGCCAAUCUUGCCCAACUUUAACGGAAAAGCCUAAGGAUGAAAAAAAUUUUCAAACUGAUUUUAGCAAAGAACCUAUUGCUAACAAAUUUACAGCACCAACAACGAUGCCAUUUUCCGUCGAUCGUAUUUUAGGUUUUGCCAAUUCGACAGUAGCACCAAUGGCUAUAGAUCCUAAUUAUGCUUAUUACCGUAAUAGCUAUAACCCCAAUGACUUUCGUUAUACUUAUCCAGCACCUUAUUUUGGUCUUGGACGACUAGACUGGUUGCAAACAAAUCCUCAUUUUACUCCAGUAACCGUUAAAAAUGACAAUUCUAAUGAAGACGGACAAAAAAACUGCACUCAAAAGAAGAGAAGAAUUAGUCGCUGUCCACGCAUUCCAUUUUCAAAGGAUCAGUUAAAUUUAAUGGAAGAUGUUUUUCAACAACAACAAUACCUAUCACCUCGCGAUAUUGAAAAUCUUUGUAGGAAAUUAGAUUUAAAGGAACAUCGUGUUAAAAAUUGGUUUCAGAAUCGUCGAGCUCGAGAAAAAAGAGCAAGAACCUCUAGCAGUAUUACUGUCUUAACAAAUCAAUAUGAAACUUCGCCAGAUAGCAAGAAGAAUGUGAAUAGCAAUGAAACAGUAACUCCUACAGCUAAUCCAAUGUAUUUAACUUAUACUCCUAAUUCACCAUCGAAAAACGCCCUUCAAGAUAAUCGAUGGUUAGUUACCAUACCAGAAAAAAUUCAAAAUAUUGAUCAGCAUAAAGAUUAA
Molecule: messenger RNA, 819 nt
Organism: Trichoplax adhaerens
Lineage: Eukaryota; Metazoa; Placozoa; Uniplacotomia; Trichoplacea; Trichoplacidae
Exons: 3
Coding region: 1-819 (272 amino acids)
Biological process (GO): regulation of transcription by RNA polymerase II
Molecular function (GO): DNA-binding transcription factor activity, RNA polymerase II-specific; RNA polymerase II cis-regulatory region sequence-specific DNA binding
Source: RefSeq, a predicted model, not a curated record